CAGCUUCUCUGGGAUCAUAGGCCUGCCCAGCGGCAGCUUCUUUGGGACCUCUCUAAACCCGCAUCGCUUACCUGAACCUCAGGUUUUCUUUAGAGACCUGGGCCUCUUUUGUCCUAAACCUUCAGCUUCUCAGCAAACGGUCUCUACAGCUCCUGCCCUCCCUCUCAGGCCUCUCUUGCCUCACUAGGCCAUUCCACCCUUUGUUCUGCUGUUCAUCCCACUCAUGGAGAACCCAGGACUGGUUGUGCACGGGCAGGCUGCUUCCUUUUCCACAGCACUCCGAAGUCUUGUCAACAACCCCCGGUACAGCGAUGUUUGCUUUGUGGUUGGUCAAGAAAGGCAAGAGGUGUUUGCCCACCGGUGCUUGUUGGCCUGUAGAUGCAACUUCUUCCAGAGACUUCUGGGGACAGAGACGGGCCCUGGGGUACCUAGUCCUGUGGUGCUAAGCACGGUGCCGACCGAGGCCUUCUUAGCUGUGCUGGAGUUCCUGUAUGCCAACAGCGUCACCCUGCACCGCUACUCAGUGCUGGAGGUGCUGACAGCAGCUGUGGAAUAUGGGCUGGAGGAACUUCGAGAGUUAUGCCUGGAGUUUGUGAUGAAGGUUCUGGAUGUGGAGCUGGUUUGUGAGGCCCUGCAGGUGGCUGUAACCUUUGGCCUGGGGCCGCUGCAGGAGCGGUGCAUAGCCUUCAUAGAGGCUCACAGCCAGGAGGCUCUACGAACCCGCGGCUUCCUGGAGCUAUCGGCCACUGCGCUGCUGCCCGUGCUACGCAGUGACAAGCUCUGUGUGGACGAGGCUGAGCUGGUCAAGGCAGCCCGAAACUGGGCGCGAGUGGGCGCCGCGGUGUUGGAGCGACCGGUGGCCGAGGUGGCGGCUCCAGUGGUUCGAGAGCUGAGACUGGCCUUGCUGGCCCCGGCGGAGCUGAGCGCCCUGGAAGAGCAGAACCGACAGGAGCCGCUCAUCCCGGUGGAGCAAAUUGUGGAGGCGUGGAAGUGCCAUGCCCUACGGAGAGGAGAUGCGGCCCCGGGCGCACCGUGCAGGCGGCGAAGGGGAACCCUGCCCCGGGAUCACCACCGUUUUCUGGACCUUCGUUUCAAAUGAUCCACUUCCGGACCUUGGGAGGCAUCUGAUCUGAUCACACUCCAAACUACAGCUCCCGAGGUGCCCUGCGCCCGAGGCGGGCUUCCGCCCCCAGCAAGCCCUGCGAGCCGGAGGCCGGAAGGACCAUGUAGGGGCGGGCCAGUGCCAGUGGACCCAAGUUGGAGUCGUGUCACGGGCUCGGGCGACGCCCCGAGGCAGGAAGCGAGGGUGGCAUGUGUUCCAUGAGCUCACACCGCAUCCUGCUGCCGGUCACUCCUCUGUCCCUCUAUUCGGUUGGUUGACGCUGUUAUCUAUUUAGCGCAUCCUCCUUAACAACAAAUCAGCUUCCUGGCUCCAGGCUCAGCGCGGAGCUUCUCAUCUUCUCCUCUCUCCCAGUCCCGUAAAUACUGUUUCUCAUUUCUGCGGGUCAGGAACCAGCAUCUCUUCUUGCUUACCUCAUGACCUUUCUCCCUUCAAAUAGUACUUUCGAGUUGGUUUAGUCUGCAGCCUAUCUUCUGUCACUUUUGGGGAUCUUUUCUGCCAUUACCCCGCCAGUGCCCCCUCACUCCUUCCCUCCACCCCCAGUGCUCAUUGCAUCCCUGUUCCAUCGUUGUGAUUGUCAUGCCCUUCCCUGAGUCCUUCAGCAUUCCAGGACAAGCUACGAAAGUUUCUAGAUAUUUCGCACUUCUUAACACAGAGUUUGGGAGUUCGAGAAUUAACUUUUUUGGGGGGGUAGGAGGUGGGUAAUCUCUCACUGUGUAAUCCCAGCUGGCCUAGAACUCAUUUUGUAGGCCAGGCUAGCCUUGAACUCACAGAGCUCUGACUGCCUUUGCCUCCCUGGUACAGCGAUUAAAGGCACCAUGUACUAUUCCAGCUAAAUUAAAAAAAAACAACAAAAAAGCUGGACAGUGGUGGCACACGCCUUUGAUCCAGGCACUGGGGAGGCAAAGGCAGGCGGCUCUCUAAAUUUGAGGCCAGACUGGUCCGCAGAGCAAGUACCAAGACAGCCAGGGCUACACAGGGAAACCCUGUCUCGGAAAAUUAAAAACAAAACAAAACAACCCACAAAAACCUCUUAAAGAGAUGGGAAGGAAUCUUAACUCUGUUGCUCAGGCUGGUCUGGACUUACUGAGCUGAAACCCGUUCUGCCUCAACACCCUCACCUUCAGUAACUGGAACUACUAUGGUAUUAGAUGUAUAUAUAUUUUAUAUAUUUUUUCCCAAGAAAAACCACCACUGCCUGGCCCCUAGCAAUAAUUUUAAAGGAGUUGUAAAGCAAGAUUUAAAAAUGAAAGAUAGUGGACAAUUUAAA
Messenger RNA from Chionomys nivalis (European snow vole), 2390 nucleotides. RefSeq names its product BTB domain containing 19 (gene Btbd19). NCBI's taxonomy places the organism in Eukaryota, Metazoa, Chordata, Mammalia, Rodentia, Cricetidae. Gene Ontology annotation, molecular function: protein binding. The transcript has 8 exons. The record is from RefSeq and is a predicted model, not a curated record. Bases 224 to 1099 code for a protein of 291 amino acids.